CUCCAUGUCGCCCGGCACUUUCUCCAUGAGCUGCUCCGAUCCCAGCGCAGCUUCGCUCGGCGGCGGGCGCGGGGAGCCGAGGCCGGAACUUCAGGAAACACAGCGGUGGCUUGGGAGAGGCGGCUUGGCCAUUGUGGGCCCCCGGGCCUGUGUCCUUCUUCAGCAGGGUUGGUCGUCGGUGGGGAUGGGGCAGCUGAACCAUGUGCACCACCCUCUUCCUGCUCAGCGUGGCCAUGCUGUGGCGCCGUAGAUUUACCAACCGAGUCGAACCAGAGCCUAGCAGAGUGGAUGGGACAGUCGUGGGCAGCAGCUCGGAAACAGACUUUCAAGCUACCAGGAGGUAA
Messenger RNA from Rattus rattus (black rat), 344 nucleotides. It is a transcript of the gene Prcd, whose product is annotated as photoreceptor disc component. Gene Ontology annotation, cellular component: photoreceptor outer segment membrane. Bases 201 to 344 code for a protein of 47 amino acids. The record is from RefSeq and is a predicted model, not a curated record. Gene Ontology annotation, molecular function: opsin binding. The transcript has 3 exons. NCBI's taxonomy places the organism in Eukaryota, Metazoa, Chordata, Mammalia, Rodentia, Muridae.